Cataglyphis hispanica is the source of this 4266-nucleotide messenger RNA. RefSeq names its product transcription factor Jun (gene Jra). Gene Ontology annotation, molecular function: RNA polymerase II cis-regulatory region sequence-specific DNA binding; transcription factor binding; DNA-binding transcription factor activity, RNA polymerase II-specific. Gene Ontology annotation, cellular component: transcription regulator complex. Lineage: Eukaryota; Metazoa; Arthropoda; Insecta; Hymenoptera; Formicidae. Gene Ontology annotation, biological process: regulation of cell population proliferation; regulation of cell cycle; regulation of transcription by RNA polymerase II. The transcript has a single exon. Bases 731 to 1546 code for a protein of 271 amino acids. The record is from RefSeq and is a predicted model, not a curated record.
CCGUCGUCGUGCACGGGUAAAUACGCCUUUGCUCGCGCAACGAUCGUCGCGAUCUCUGCAUUCCGCAAGAGGAACGGCACACGCGCACCGCCCGGUCCGUCGCAUCGUCGUGAGUCAUUGUUAUGUUGACACUCGUAGCGGGCGGUAGUCGGUUACCUCGUGCACGGUGGUGCCUGUUAUUCCCGCGAUAAAUCGUACCAAACGUCAGAUACUGACGUGUAUUCUGCGUUGAUCCGCGAUCAACCAAGUGCUGUUCGAUAGUUGUGAUAGCGCGAUAUAUCGAGUGUGACGAAACGUGCUCGUCAAGUACAAGGAGACCCAAUCACCGUUGCUGGAUUUUUGCGUUUAAUCGCGCGCGCGGUUAUAUAAUCGCCGCAGCGCGGAGCAAAGUGUCUGCAAGAGUAGUUGACGUAGACAGAAACAGAGGAGAAGAGAGAGAAAGAGAAAGAGAAAGAAAAAGCGAAAGAAGGAAGAGGAGAAACAAGAAAGAAGUUAGAUACAUCAUCAGCUACACUUAUGUGUAGCUUAGAAUAACGUGUAUAUAUUUAAUUAUAUAUGCACUGAAGAGUAGGAAGUUGGAAACUGCAAGGAAGUUUUUCGUUUGUUGCUCUUCGGAUCCGAUAAGCGAGCGGCGGGGAUCGUUCGCUCCAGAGGCGAAAAGCAACGGUCAUUGACGAGGGAGAACCUCGGUAUUCCGUCGAACGAUUAGUUUAUCAGCCAGGCGGUAUCCAUGGUGCGAAGCCUGACGAUGGAACCGACGUUCUAUGAGGACGCGAGCGUUUACGGCGCGAUGAACGGUCGCGAGAACAGCAUGGGCCAUCUUAAGCGGAAUCUCACGCUCGAUCUGAACGGUUGUCAGAGGCAGGGACCACAAGCAAAGAGGCCGCGAUUGGGUCCGCUGCCACCCGCACUCAACAAUGUCACGCCGAUCCUGAGUUCGCCGGAUCUCAACAUGCUGAAGCUGGCCUCGCCGGAACUGGAGAAGUUCAUCAUGACACAAUCGGACAGUCUGGUCACCGGUCUCCCAACACCUACCACCCAGAUUCUGUUUCCUAAGACGGUUACCGAAGCUCAGGAAUUAUACGCGCGCGGCUUCGUCGACGCGCUCAAUGAACUACAUCACUCUGACAGUUCGCAGGAACCCGGCAGCAUGCAUGGCGCGACUUAUACAACUCUGGAACCACCCAGUAGUGUGCAGAGUACAGAAUCCACCAUGAGCAAUCCGAACCUGGUACAAGUGAAGGAUGAACCGCAGACGGUACCGAGCGUGUCGAGCACACCACCGAUGUCGCCGAUUGAUAUGGAGAACCAAGAGAAGAUCAAGCUGGAGAGGAAGCGACAGAGGAAUCGCGUGGCCGCCUCCAAGUGCCGACGGCGCAAGCUCGAGCGCAUCUCCAGGCUCGAGGACAAGGUCAAACUGCUCAAAGGCGAGAACAGCGAAUUAAGCACCAUCGUGCACAAGCUCAAAGAACACGUGUGCCGACUCAAGGAGCAGGUUAUGGACCACGUGAAUGCCGGCUGUCACAUUGUGCCUGGCCAAUACUGAAGUUUCUCAAUCGCCCCCUCCCUGUCCCAGGGAUGAAACUGCGAAUGACAAUGCUCGCUCCUUUUUCGAUCACUCUCCCGCCGGAUCGCGCUCUUCAUCAUCAUCUUGCCUUUCGUAGUUCCACCAAGCAAUGGACAUUGAACUUUCGCAACAGCUGUUAAUGAUCGUCGUUCGAAUUUGUUCUUCCGUGAUUAUAAUCGGGAAGAAUUUCCACUAUGUGAAUAUAGGCCUAUAUUUCGCAUAUGAAAAUGUUCUUUCUCUUUAUUUUAACCUCAACAAGAUGUAGAAUAUAUUCUUUCCCUUUAAUAUGAGAAAGGAACUAAACAGUUCUACAAAAAGCAAAGUCCAUCUCUGUCUGCUGAUAUUGCUAAUGGAAAAGUUCGGGACACGCACACACACAGAAGAAGCGCUAUCGCUAAAAAAAACAGAGUGUCUCCAUUGCCAUUCCGGAAAGAACCUUCGUAAAAGAAAGAGGGGAGAAGGAGGAAAGAAGUCAGUCCAUGGUCUACCACGUUUACAGUUUUGUCUUGAUUCUUUUGUGACAUGACUGGGAGGAGACACCAUGGCGCGACGGAACAGCAAGCAGCAGGCGGAGCGGGAGAAGGAGGUGACGGUCAAAGUGGAGAAGGAGGAAGGAGUGCCUUCGUAUAGACGUGAAACGUAAAGAAUGCUUUUAGAGAAGAGUGGCAGGCGUGCGCGCGUGCGUGUUUUGCGCAUGCGAGAGACAUUAUACGCACGAACACGGUUGACGAAUGCGUGCGUACGUGCGUGCAUGUAUGAGAGGAAAAAAGAGCGAGUCCGUGUCUGAGAGAGCGAAAGAGAGAGUGUAUACGCGUGUAAAAGAGAGAGAGAGAGAGAUCGCGCGUGGUAGCGCGAGAGGGGAGAGUAUCUCGCGACAGCCAUUUUAGAGAACACGCGAGAACCGGCGGGAGAUACGAAUCUCUCUAACCGGAGGUUGAAAUUCUUUUACUCUUCCCGUGUUGUUAUCGGAGAAGUCCCAAUCUUUGCGACUUUCGGAUGUCCCUUUGUAUUUUAGAACGUAAUCGAUUUCUCGUUCGAUCGCAUUAUGUAAAUAUCUUAUCUACCUUGAUGAUGAUUUGUAAAAUAACUCCUUUCUUUCUUUCUCGGCACUGAACGACAGCGCCGAUUUUCUUCUUGCAGACUCGCAAUUUCGCGUCGACUUUGCAUUGUAAAUUUCGAUACGAGGCGUUCGCUUUGCGAGUGACGUAUGUCAACUUUUCAAAUUUCCUUGAUACAGAUAGUUGCUAUCAGUCUCGAAUAUUAAAAACGCGAAGUAUCUUUUAUAUCGUGAGAGAAAUUUUCGAAUCACGAUGACUCUUUAAGUAAACGCCUCGUGCAAGUUGCGAGGAUUGCAUAUUUUGUCGAAUAUCUCGAUCGUGUUUCUUAUCGCUUUUUUUCUACUCGGACGAUAUAUAACUCAUGGAUUAGUCAGAAAGAAAGAUUUUAACUUUUUUGCCGCGAUUGUGCUGAGAAUUGUGCGACGGACUAUUUGUGAUAAACGCAAUCAAACCGGGAGAUCAUGUUUGCCUUGUACCGAAUGCACUUUCGAGAGACUCGAGCAUUCCGCUAGUUUUGGAAACUUCUACAUACUUUGGUGCAUACAAAUUGACAAAUUAAUUCUAAGGAGUACGGUGCUGUAUUGUAGCUGCGCAAGAACGUGUAUUAGGGCGGUAUGUUAUAAUGACGCGUGUUCUAAACGUAUCGGAUGUCAGAAUCGAUCAAUGACAAUUGAGCAAUUCUAAAAGAAUGAAUUAGUUUAUUGAUCAAUGCUGUCUUUUUUUUAAAUAUUAUAUAUGCUUUUAAAUUUUAACAAUAAUAAUUUAUCUUAUAUGAUUCUCUAUUAUGCAAAUUAAAUCUUAAACAAUAAAACGAAGCAUUAUAACAUAUUUUUUGGAGGGAUUGAAAAGAAGGAAAGUAUAUAUAAAAUGUAUAUAUAAAGAGACGCAAUUUUUGUAUCAAAUUUAUAUAUAUAUAUAUAUAUAUAUAUAUAUAUAUAUAUAUAUAUGUAUGCAUAUAUACAUAUAUAUGUAAAAAAUUUUAGAUUGUUACAAAUGUAAAAAAUAUGUAAAAAAUUGUUUUUGUAUAUUCCAUAAAUAUUUUUAAUUAAUCGAUUUAAAAGAUUAUUUAAAUAAAGAUACAUAUAAUAUAUCUGCAUAGAGUGCAUAUUAAGAAAAGUAUCGCCAGAAGACGCGUUCACUAUAACCUCGCCCGUGCACCCAAUUAAUGUUGUCCGAUUCUUCGAUAUUUUUCCGACGUGCCUCGAUGUCGUUUCGCAAACAAUUCAUUAAUUGGAUUGCAUCGAAAUGACCUCGUUUUUGAACUCCGCUUUUGAAAGAACUAGCGCUAUUAAGGCUGUACAAAUAGAAUAGUGUCCGGGAGCAGUCGGAACUUGUCAAAGAAUCUUUAUCCUGAGCAAGAAAGAUUGAACGAUAUAGGCUUGUGGUAAAGGAUUCUUUAAUUAUAUGACAUGCUUUUAUUAAUCGGAUUAAACGCUGAUUACUGACGUAUAUAAAGGGUUGCGGUCGAUCAUGUAUAAAUAUACGAUUAGGCGAUCAUGCUUAUAUUAUUGUUAGUACAUGAGAUAUUCGAGAAAUUGGUUUUAAUUAAUCCAUCGACUGUAUUUUAUUCAAUAUAAUUCAUUUUUAUAUAAAAAAUUCAUUAUAGUUAUAUAUACAUAUUUAUAUAUAAUUAUGAAUAUA